Anopheles nili is the source of this 916-nucleotide messenger RNA. It is a transcript of the gene Naa60, whose product is annotated as N-alpha-acetyltransferase 60. The transcript is spliced from 5 exons. The coding region runs from base 107 to 916 and encodes 269 amino acids. The record is from RefSeq and is a predicted model, not a curated record. Gene Ontology annotation, molecular function: protein-N-terminal amino-acid acetyltransferase activity; histone acetyltransferase activity. Gene Ontology annotation, cellular component: Golgi membrane. Lineage: Eukaryota; Metazoa; Arthropoda; Insecta; Diptera; Culicidae. Gene Ontology annotation, biological process: N-terminal peptidyl-methionine acetylation.
GUGGUCUUUCGAAAUCCUUACUAAUUUACAAUCGUCCGAUAACGAGUAGUGCAACGAAGGGAACGAGAAGGGUUUCGCACCUCGAUUCCGAGGCAAUUCCUCCUCGAUGGCUCAAUCAUUCACAUGGUUUCCCGUGAACCACCUUGGCAGCACAAAGAGCAACGAGCGCCUCCAAACCCCGUACGAGUAUCCUUCGGUGCCACUGUGUUCUGCAAACGAUGUGCAGCUGCGCUUUCUCUGCCCGGACGAUCUUGAGGAGGUGCGAACCCUGUGCCAGGACUGGUUUCCGAUCGACUAUCCGCUCUCGUGGUACGUGGACAUCACCUCGAGCACGCGCUUCUUCGCCCUGGCCGCCAUUUACAACUUUAGCAUCAUCGGGCUGAUUGUGGCCGAGAUCAAAUCGUACAGCAAACUCAACAAAGAGUGUACGUUUUUUUUUUCGCAGGAUCGAGGCAUUCUACCGGAGUCGAUGGGCCGGGAAGCCGAAAUCGGAUACAUUCUGUCCCUCGGUGUCCAUCGAAAGUACCGCCAAAAUGGCAUCGGUUCGCUGUUGCUCGAUUCUCUCAUCAACCACCUGACGACCGCCGAACGGCACAAAGUGAAGGCGAUCUUUCUGCACGUGCUAACCACCAACCGGACCGCCAUACUGUUUUACGAGCGACGAGGGUUUGUGCUUCAUUCCUUUCUGCCUUAUUACUACUCGAUUCGUGGAAAGUGCAAAGAUGGUUUCACCUACGUGUCCUACAUCAACGGCGGCCAUUCACCGUGGAGUUUAUACGAUUAUUUGAAGUACUGGUGCUCGCAGAUCCUAACCGCAGGUGGACUUUGCCCGUGGAUCUGCGGACGGAUGCGGACAGCGCUUCGUUGGGUGUGCUAUCGCACCGUUGGGCGGUUCCAUCUGCAGCAAGACGAAUGA